Messenger RNA from Acanthoscelides obtectus, 1509 nucleotides. NCBI's taxonomy places the organism in Eukaryota, Metazoa, Arthropoda, Insecta, Coleoptera, Chrysomelidae. The record is from the annotation of a GenBank genome assembly.
GUAGGGGGAGUCCGGGAGAGUCUAGCAGGUGGGAGACAAUAGCCGCUGCUCAUAGAAUAUUUGUGGCACGAGAUGUUACGACAUUGCCACACUUCUCAGACGUCAUAGGCACCUCCCACCCCGCUCACGUAGCGCCGUUACAAUCGGCAGUUUGGUUUGGAAGUAAGAAGUGGCAACACGUUUUCGUACCUGGAAGGUGAGUUUAUUCAGUUUUCGACAUUUGAUCUCUGUUCUUUACUGUGGAUAGAUUCCAGCACGCCACUUAUAUACACCAGAAUGCCCUUCAACUAUAGAAAAAAACAAACAACUAGAAAGAGAAGCAAUUUAGAUCUGUCAGUAAUAAAAAAUGCUUUAGGUGACAUUGAUCAAGGAAAGUCUAUCCGAGGUGUUGCUUUGGAAUAUGGAAUUGACAGAAAUACCUUAAGAAAUUAUUUAAGAGACAGGUCUAAAUUGACUAAAAUAAGUGAACAAGGAAGCCAGUUUAAAACAUUUAUGAUAUUUACAAUCGAAGAAGAGAAGGCGCUUGUUGAAUAUCUUAUAGCUUGCAGCAAAAUGAAUUAUGGAUUAACCAGACAGGCGACUAUGCAGCUAGCAUAUGAAUAUGCAACAAUGAAUUCCAAAAAGACUAGAUAUAAUUCAGCCAUGAAUAACUGGAUGAUCAGUAACCCAGGACGAACUGUUACGAUCUACAAUAUACCUGGAUUUGUAAACACAAUCAUGUCGCAGGCUUUUAGUCUAUCCAAUAUUUUGAGUGGAUUUCGAUCAACUGGGAUACACCCCUAUAACCCGGACAUCUUUACAGAUGACGACUUUUUAUGCUCUGCGGUAACAGAUAGAGAAAUGACUAGUGAACUCCAAAAGCAAGAUGUUUCUUCGAUUACUUCACCCUCGGUCGCUGCAAAAGUACCAUCAGAUUCAACCACGGUCGCAUUACCUUCAACAUCUACUGUACGUCAGUCAGAGCCUUCAACAUCAGCAUCAGUAUUCACGAAUGAAACUGCAGCUCCUAGAAUCAAUUCACCAUCAAUUUUGACUGCGGAAGAAUCCGAGCAAGCAAAUACAAUACCAAGACGAUCAGCAGAGAUAGCUUCUACAUCUAAUGUUCUGGAUAUGACAACGGUAGAUUCUGAUUCCGGACACACACCAAAAAUAGUUUUACCACAAACAAUUCGACCAUUUCCAAAAGCUACUUCUAGAAAAAGUCUUCGUCGUGGUAGACAGCCCGGAAAAACUAAAAUUUUAACAAAAACGCCAGAAAAACUAGACCAAGAUGAUAAUCAAGUGACUGAGACAGACCUUGAAGAAGAACCCAAGUAUGAUGAUAGUUCUGAUAGUCCCUGGGAUGAAGUACCAGAUGUUACUGAUAAUUGGUUUUGUUUCAUCUGUGGGGAAGACAAAGUUAUGGACAUGAGACUUUGUGCUGUUUGUGGCAAAUAUGUCCAUGAAAUGUGUGUUGGACUAUCCAAAGACGAUAAGGAGCAGUUUAUUUGUCCCAAUUGCUCCAAUUAA